AUUUAGAAUUUUUCUCAACUUUUCUAGCAUAAUGAUUUGAAUAAUAUCAAAUUCAAAAUUCUAAUUUUAACUAAUUAAAAUUAAUUAUUAUUAAAAUAUAAUUAAAUUUAUUAUUAAAUGUCAAAAUUACCAUCAAAAUUAUCAAAAAUUUACUCUGUGCAUUUUCUCAAAAUUAUUUAUAUUAUUCAUAAUUAUAAUUUUAAAAUUUCUCCCUUUUAUUCUCAAAUUCCUUUACUUCUUAAUCCCUACUCAACUCAACCAUCAAUCCUCUUUAUAUUAGAUAUUAUUAUAAUUUAUUCUUACAAUUAUUCUAUUCUAAAACAUUCAAUUGAUUUGUAAACCAAUCGUACCAACUCAAUAAAAGAAGGUCAUGUAU
Ascoidea rubescens DSM 1968 is the source of this 376-nucleotide messenger RNA. RefSeq lists its product as uncharacterized. Bases 118 to 339 code for a protein of 73 amino acids. NCBI's taxonomy places the organism in Eukaryota, Fungi, Ascomycota, Saccharomycetes, Ascoideales, Ascoideaceae. The record is from RefSeq and is a predicted model, not a curated record. The transcript has a single exon.